GAGAAGAAGAAGAAGACAUGACUUCCUCUCUCUGCGUUUUAUUCUGAAAAUACUGACCGGAAGUUACGUUCGCUUCUUUGCGUCAGUUAGCUAGAAGCUAGUGUUCAUAAGCCUGUCUUCCUCAAAAUUUGGUGUGGGAGAAGAAACAUCCAGAGUUCAAACUGAAUGGCUGAGGGCUCCUCAGACCCACCGGACCUCAAUCCAGAGGAGGCGUCACAUAAAAAACCCCAUCUGCACAAACCCAGAAGAGGCCGACCCAGACACAACAAUGACAGGAACCUGAGUGGUCACAGUUAUGAUCCCACUCAGCAGUAUGGACACUUUCAUGAGAGCCAGUUUAGCCAUGAUUAUUCAAACUAUGGAUUUCAUCAGCAGCCCCCGUACCAAGGGGAAGAUGGGCCUAGAAGGGGAGGCAGAGGCAGAGGGAGAAGAGAAGGGAAUAGAGGUGUAAAUGGUAAUUAUGGUGGCUCCAGCUCCUAUAGGCAAAGACCUGGAGGUGACUUUGGCCCCUACAGAGGAGCUGGGGGCGGUCGCUCAGGGGGGCAUCCCAUGGAUGGACCUGAUGGCUCCAGCUGGCGCAGAGAAGAUGCAGGUAGGAAUGUAGAACAAACCUAUGAAGAUCAGGCUAAAAGGCCGAGGAAGUUCAACCAGGAACCACGGAGAGGACAGCAAAAUGAGAAGGGUCCUCAUUUAAGGGAAAGCAAUAAUGUAGCAGGAGGUCCGAGGCCAAAUGACACCAGCGUAGACAACCCACCAUCAAACACCAGGGAAAGAACUCAGAGGAGCAGCAGGACCGGUCCAGCCUCUCAGCAUGAUGAACAUCAGAGGCAGCCAGAGGUGAAGAAACGGCAAGGACCGAUCAAACCUCUAAAACCACUAAUGCAGGAGGACACAGGCGCUGAGAGGAGGGGCAGUGGUCAGGAAGAUUUAGGUCAUGGUAGGUCGUCUGUGGAUCUAAAGUCUGGGCGAGGCUCAGGCCGACACAUGUACCCUCAAGCCAGAGGGGGGAGAAGACCACAGCAUCAAAACCAACGGCCAGUUCAGAGGAACCGGGACAGGAUACCAGAGAGCAAGGAGACACAGACAGGGUGUCUCAUUGAACAGCUGUCUGAGGAGAAGUACGAGUGCAUGGUUUGCUGUGACAUCAUACGGCUCAUGGCCCCGGUGUGGAGCUGCCAGAGCUGCUAUCACGUCUUCCACCUGAACUGCAUCAAGAAAUGGGCUCGAUCCCCGGCCUCUCAGGCAGAUGAUUCAGCUGAAGGUUGGCGUUGUCCGGCCUGCCAAAAUGUUGCUCAGAAAUCACCAACCUCCUACACCUGCUUCUGUGGUAAAGUGACAAACCCAGAGUGGCAGCGCAGUGAGAUCCCUCACAGCUGUGGUGACAUGUGUGGGAAGAAACGGAGCGGCUUUGACUGCAACCACCCAUGUAACAUUUUAUGCCACCCAGGACCGUGUCCACAGUGUCCUGCCUUUGUAACAAAAUCCUGCAUCUGUGGGAGGACCAGUCAGCCCAUGCGUUGUGGUCAGGGUACAGUGCUGCAGUGUGACAAGGUGUGUGGUGCCUUAAUAAACUGCGCUGAACACUCGUGCGCCGAGGUGUGUCACAGUGGAGCGUGUCCACCCUGCCAGCUGCAGGUUCAGCAGGUGUGCUACUGCGGCGUUACACCUCGAGACGUCGCAUGUGGCACAGAUAAGGAAGGAUUUGAUGGUUCGGGUCAUUUUUCCUGUCAGAAAAUAUGUGGAAAGAUGCUGAACUGUGAAGCUCACCAGUGCCAGCAGCUGUGCCACCGCGGCCCAUGCCAGCCGUGUCCUCGAUCCCCGAGCCUGGUGAAGUCAUGUCCCUGUGGUCAGACACCACUGGCCAAACUGCUGGACCUGGGCUAUGCUGAGCGACGGAGCUGCUCUGAUGCCAUCCCCUCCUGUGGGAAGACAUGCAACAAACCUCUCCCCUGUGGUUCCAGCGACACUGUCCAUCUGUGUGAGAAGCUGUGCCACGAGGGCAGCUGUGGUCCAUGCUCCCUGACCUCAACUGUCAGAUGCAGAUGUGGAUCAAAGAUGAAGGAGGUCCCGUGUGAAACAAUCCAAAAGGAGGAGGAGCUUGUGUUCACCUGUGAGAGGCGCUGCAACAAGAAACGCUCCUGUGGCCGACACAAAUGUGGCGAGCUCUGCUGUGUGAGUGUGGAGCACAAGUGUCUUCUGAUCUGCGGCUACAAGCUCAACUGUGGUCUCCACCGCUGCCAGGAUCCCUGUCACCGUGGAAACUGUGAGCCCUGCUGGCAGUCCAGUUUUGACGAGCUGACGUGUCAUUGUGGACUCACCGUCUUGUACCCACCCAUCCCCUGUGGCACGAAGCCACCAGAGUGCAAAAGCAUGUGUACAAGAAGACACGAGUGUGACCAUCAAGUGUUUCACAACUGCCACAGUGAGGAGAAGUGUCCACCGUGUACGUACCUCACUCAGAAAUGGUGCAUGGGAAAUCACGAGCAACGCAGCAACAUCCCGUGUCACCUGCAGGACAUCUCCUGUGGCCUGACAUGUAACAAAACGCUGCCUUGUGAAAUGCACCGCUGCAGACGGAUCUGCCACCGCAGCGACUGUUUGCCAGACGGUAACUGCCAGCAGCCCUGUGUGCUGCCUCGUCCAGACUGCUGCCACCCGUGCGCCGCUCCAUGUCAUAAAGGAGACAGCUGCCCUCGCACCACUUGCACUGCCAAGGUGGCUGUGCAGUGUGAUUGUGGUCGAAGAAAGGAAAUGGUGGUCUGCACAGACGCAGCCAGCUCAUAUCAAAGGUAUGCAGCUAUCGCCAUGGCCAGCAAGCUGUCUGAUAUGCAGCUGGGUGACUCCAUGGACAUCGGACCUCUGCUCACCAAGAAGGAGCUGAAACAGACCAGGCUUGAAUGUGAUGAAGAGUGUGCCACCCUGGAGAGAAACAGGCGUUUAGCGGAGGCGUUGCAGAUCGACACAUCUUCUGACCCCUUCCAUAUCCGCUCUACCUCUAUAUACAGCGACAGCCUCAAAGAGGACGCCAGAAAAGACCUGAAAUUUAUAAGCGAGGUAGAGGAGGAGCUCAAGAAUCUUAUCGAGCUGGUAAAUAAGGGAAAACAGCCAAAGAGGAGCCACUGCUUCAGACCCAUGAACAGAGACCACCGCAAAGUCAUCCACGAGCUGGCCGAGGUCUACAGCGUGGAGAGCGUGAGCUACGACAGCGAGCCCAAACGCAAUGUAGUCAUCACUGCCCAAAAGGGAAAGGCAGUCUGUCCAAACUUCACCCUGACAUCACUGAUAGAGCGAGAGACGGCUGCGAGGGCCCCUCCUCCCAUCGCUCAUAUCAAACAGCACAGCAGCAGGCCUGCCAGUGGAAGCAGCUGGUCGAAGGUUGUCAAAGAAGAACCUGUGAUAGAUUAUUUUGAUGUCCAGGACUAAAAUCCGGCUAAAAUAUCAGAGCAGACCUCAGGAUCCUUUCACAUUUGCCAAAAUUUCCAAAUAACCUUUUUCAUUUGUUUUCAUCAAAGAUAAAUAAUAAUCCAUCUAGCUUCAUAAUCAAAUGAAACUAUGUCUAGAUAAAUCUCUAUGAUGUGAUUGCCUCCAGGGAACGCCCACACUUGGUUUAUUCAAGAGCGGGACAAAUUGAACAAGUCAAGAGUCAAGUGUUCCCUUUGAAUUGAGAAAUAAAAGUCUGGCACAGAUUCUGAAGAUCAUUUUGAAAAAGCACUUGAUUGUUUUCUUUGCCUCCUUUGUAUGUAGCCAGACCCCGGUUGAACCCACCCUAAUAAAAAGUCAAUUUGUUCUUA
This is a messenger RNA of Notolabrus celidotus (New Zealand spotty), 3791 nucleotides long. RefSeq names its product nuclear transcription factor, X-box binding 1 (gene nfx1). Bases 166 to 3423 code for a protein of 1085 amino acids. NCBI's taxonomy places the organism in Eukaryota, Metazoa, Chordata, Actinopteri, Labriformes, Labridae. The record is from RefSeq and is a predicted model, not a curated record. Gene Ontology annotation, molecular function: DNA-binding transcription factor activity, RNA polymerase II-specific; RNA polymerase II transcription regulatory region sequence-specific DNA binding; zinc ion binding. Gene Ontology annotation, biological process: negative regulation of transcription by RNA polymerase II. The transcript is spliced from 24 exons. Gene Ontology annotation, cellular component: nucleus.